Messenger RNA from Caenorhabditis elegans, 1813 nucleotides. RefSeq names its product Bestrophin homolog 15 (gene best-15). The record is from RefSeq and is marked reviewed. The coding region runs from base 5 to 1582 and encodes 525 amino acids. Gene Ontology annotation, biological process: transmembrane transport. Gene Ontology annotation, molecular function: chloride channel activity. Gene Ontology annotation, cellular component: plasma membrane. Lineage: Eukaryota; Metazoa; Nematoda; Chromadorea; Rhabditida; Rhabditidae. The transcript is spliced from 12 exons.
AGUCAUGACAGUCAACUACAACUUGGAUGUUUCUUCCGCUUCAAUUUUCUCAUUUCUCCGUCUUCAAUUGCGAUGGAAAGGCUCAAUUUGGAAGUAUCUUCUCAAAGAACUGUUCAUGUUCAUCAUCGCAUUUAUUACAGUUUCUUCAGUCUAUCGGAGUAAUUUGAUAAUUGGCGAAAAAACAAGAAAAAUAUGGGACAAUUUCGCUGCACUUUUCGACCAAAAUAUGGAUUUUAUUCCACUGACAUUUAUGCUUGGUUUCUUUGUAACCAUCAUUGUUCGGCGUUGGAAUGAUAUUUUCGCAAAUCUUGGAUGGGUUGAAAAUACUGCUAUUACUGUGGCCAACUAUAUCAGAGGAACCGAUGAUCGGACAAGAAUGAUUCGUCGUAAUGUUAUUCGAUACAUGGUUCUCGCCCAAGUUCUCGUGUUUCGAGAUUGCUCAAUUCAAGUUCGAAAACGAUUUCCAACCAUGGAAUCUAUUGUCUCAGCAGGUUUCAUGCUCGAACACGAGAAAGAGGCGUUGGACAAUGUGCAAUGUGGAAAGCUCCAAAAGUAUUUUGUUCCAAUUCAGUGGAGUACUGGAUUGCUAGUUGACGCCAGGGCAGAGGGAAAAAUUGCAGCUGAUUUAUUGAUGAAUGAGAUUGGGAAGCAUAUCAUUGAAUUUCGCAAAAUGUUGGCACUUUUGAGUAAUUAUGAUUGGGUUCCAAUUCCAUUGGCUUAUCCUCAGGUCGUUUUCCUUGCUGUGCGAUCCUACUUUUUCAUGGCACUAAUUGCUCGCCAGUCUGUACUUCUUGAUGGAAAGGAACCCGAGCAGCCGAGCAUUCUUUAUCCAACAGUUCCAUUUGUGAUGUCAAUUCUUCAAUUCAUUUUUGUAGUCGGGUGGAUGAAAGUGGCUGAGAGUAUGAUAAAUCCAUUAGGAGAAGAUGACGACGAUUUUGAGUGCAAUUACUUGCUGGAUAGAAAUUUGAUGAUUGGUCUUUGUAUCGUUGACGAUAAUUAUAAUCGAACCCCAUCAGUGGAGAAAGACGCAUUUUGGUGUGCUGAUGUGGAGCCUCUCUAUUCUGUAGAAACUGCAAUGAUUCCGAAAAAUCCACAAAUUGGAUCCGCUGCUAAUUAUGAUGUAAAAGUUGACGAGGAAGAAGUGAUGAUGAUGCCACAUAUGGAUGACGUCGAUCUAUUUGAUUUCGAGUCGACCAACAAUUUGAUUCCACGAAAAACAUUCUCGGUCAUCUCGAUCCAACGACCAUUUGGUAGCCGCGCCAGUCUAGCAUCUCGCAAAAGAAGCAUGAUGUUUGAUCAAUUGAGAGGAAGAAUUGCAAAGAAACAACAUCGCAGUAACAUGUUCCAAAACUCUGUUUCACAGGCUUCUCUUCAUUAUUUUGAAUCCCAGGCUCCGAGCGAGAUAAACCUCUCAACUCUGGAAAUGACAGCACCAAAACGAAAGUCAUCAACUGGAAAACUUGGAUCAAUGAACGUGGCAGAAGAGCAGCACAAACUAUCCGCCGAGGUUCUCCCAAUUGUAAUUGAAGAGGAUGAGGAAAGGUCAAAGAUGCUGGAAAAGGAUAAAAAUAAAAAUGCAUAAAACAUCAUCAUAAUACAAAACUUGUAGAUCUUAAGUUACAAAUGACCGGUUUCCUCCGAGUUCUCCUUUUUAUUAGUAUUUCUCAUUGUUUGGCUAAAAAGUUGUUUCUCAUGUAUUUAUAAUAUCAGUUUCAUGGUUUUAAAAAGUCAAAAAAGGUUUAAUUGUUCACACAACUCAAUUGUUUCAAUCAAUUUUUAAAUGGAGUGCAAUAAAGUGGUUCAACUUCUAAAA